AAAGGUGUUCAAUGGGAUUGAGCUCUAUAGCAGACCACUCAAGAUCUUCUUUUGGGUCUCCCAAUUCAAUUGAAGGAAAAAAUUGAUAACUUUGUGGCAACAAUUUGGGGUUGAAUCACAUAUGACUGGAAAGGUCAAGUGUCUAGUAUAGUACAGUUGAUUAUUUUUACAGCCAAAUAAAAACCUAUUUCGCUUGUUCAAAUGCGAACAAACACACGUGAAGUAACUCAAAGACAGAUAAAAACCACUACCAGGAAAGAAUCCAAUUUCUACUCUAACAGUUCAUCAUCAUCAUCAAUCUGUUUAUACGUAUUAGAUUUAUUCUUUAAAAUGACUUCAACUGAUAUAUAACUUCAACAAUAACUCCAUUUAAGAUCGUAAAAAAUAUGAAAGGAAUGUAAAUAAAAAAAUGCUCAGUGGAGCCCCCCAAAAAAAAAAAAAAAAAAAAAGAAGGCUCCGCCCAUCCUCCGCCCAUCCGCCGCAGAGGCCCCGCCUAUAAUCAUCUACAACACGCGGGUGAGUAUGUACACAGUGAAAAGUCACGGCACCUGCCAGAGACAAGAACACACUGAUAGAGAGAGAUAGAGGAAGGAAAGAAGAAAGAAAGAAAGAAAGAAAGAAAGAAAGAAAGAAAGAAAGAAAGAAAGACAAACAGAGUAUCCAGUCCAGACGCGAAGAGUCCUGAAGUUAACCUACUCGAUAAUCCGUUUCAUUUGGUGUGGAAAGCUGAAAACCUACAAUCUGCUGUAAAAAGGAGUUUUGACAUGCACUUACAGAAAUCGCCAAAGGAGAAGCCGUGUUACACGCUGCCUACAGUGAAGAAGCUCCUGGAGCAGAAGAGAAAGCGAGAGACGUCUUCAGCUCCUCCGACCUGUUCCUCUGUGAUUAAUAACACUGCUGCUGGUGCUGCUGCUGCUGCUCCUGUUGCUCCUGUGCCAAACCCAGUUUCAACAUCAGAUCUCUCUGCCGGUGCAAACAGCAGCUUCUCAGACAUGGCAGCCAUGAGAUACGACUUUCAUCAUCGGUGGGACACAGCCAUUCAGCCCCAAUCCCCUGGUUUUCAGGAUUGCAUCCCUUUCUCCUCAGUAUGCCUGAAUUACCACCAGGACUCCACAGGUGCUCUGAGCUUCCAAUCUCCUUCGAGUUUUAGCUCCCCCUUACCCGCAAUGGAGCCUCAGCUUUCCAGUUAUAACGCUCUCGGACUGCAGGACCCCAAUCAGAGCGUGCAGAUCGGACAGCACUUCCAGCCCAGUACAGAGUGUUCCGUGACCUCGGGCAUGUCUAUUGCCAGCGAUGACCUUAGUGCCCAGGGUAUGAGCGUUCCAAGCUCUAGUUACGUGUGGCCCCCUGGUACCAGACUUCAGGAAUCUGUGGGGCCCUGCGGUCUGUCAGUUAGACCCCAGAUGAACAUGGACAUGGCUUUGCUGGAUAAGGCACGGCUCUCACUGCAGACCAUGGACUACACCAGAACCACAUGGAAGGACGAUGAUGGAGACACAAUUCUGCACAUAUACACUGCUAAGGGUGAGAGGGAAUACGCCUUCGCUGCAGCGGAAAAACUGCAGGAGCUCGGCAAAUUGGACACGAAGGAGCACAGGGGAAAGACUGCAUUGCUGGUAGCAGUGACGGCCAAUCAGCCAGAGAUUGUGCAGGACCUGCUCACGCUGGGGGCUGAUAUCAGCAUCUGUGACAUCAAGGGCCAAACUGCACUGCACCUGGCAGCCACAUAUGGCUUUCCUCAGGUCAUGAAGGUUAUCCUCUCUAUGGAACAUGGAGUGGACCUGGAGGCUCGCAAUUUUGAAGGUCUAACGCCAUUGCACUGUGCAGUGAUCUCUCACAAUGCCACAAUGAAGGCUCUUGCUUCCAGCUCCUCAUCCCCUGCCUGGCUACAUGAUGGCAAUCUGCAAUCUCAAGCCGAAAAUAAACUUGCUUGCCUGCAUCUGCUACUGGACGCAGGCGCUUCCCUGCUCAGCCAGGAAAUCAAAAGCAAUAAGACCGCCCUCCACCUGGCUGUGAAAGAGGGAAAUAUCCAGCUGGUUCAUUUUUUCCUGAGAGAACAGAUGCCUGACAUGCAGGCCUUUAUCAACAUGAAGGCUCACGGACACACAGCCUUGCACAUGGCAGCAGGUUUACAUGGAAGCCCAUAUCAGGAGGAACUGAUCAGACUGCUGCUUAGCAAAGGAGCCGAUCCGAGCAUCCGCAACCUGGAGAACGACCAGCCUGUACAUCUGCUCCAAAAUGGAGAACAAGGAGAAAAGCUUAAACUCAUCUUAAAGAAGAGAAAUGCCUCUAGACGGCGUAUCACAUCCUUACAGGACCAAGAGUGACCAGGACUGCUUUCCAGUCCCAACAUGUCUCCCUUUACUUCUUAUAGGGAAUCUUACAUUCACUCAAGGGAAAACAAGGCAGAAACGUGAUUCGAAUUUAAUCUGAUCAUAAACAAAAACAUAUAACAAAUCACAACAGAAAAUGCAGUAGCUGAAAAACCCGCCCUCUUUUGCCUUCUUUUCCUUGACUGAAUUCAGAUCUUGAUUUUAUAAUUGUAUGACUAGUAUCCUCUUGAGGGGAUUUUACUUCUAUUCGUCUCGGUCGAGUAUUUAAAUGCAUUUUAUUGCAGAAGAUAAUACUCAUGAGAAUGUGAUUUCUAUGAAAUCGUUUUUUUAUUCGACACAAAUUUCCUACUGUCAUUUAUUUUAUUUUUUUAUGAACCAUAUUGGUUUGGAGUUACAUUACACUGCAUCAGUGUUAUGGUAUAUUACAAUUUAUUUAUUUUAUUUUCUCAAUUAUGUCACGUUCGCAUGUUUGACUCAGGGAUAAAUUAUAUGCAAGCUCGGUUUAACCUUUGUGGUUGGUACCGUGAUCGCUGAGAGGUUACGCAGAGCUCAUCGUUUAAAGAGCAAAUGUGAGUGUGUUAUGAUGAGUCAUUACAUAGGAGGUAAAAAUGUCACGCUUUUUUUUUUAUGUUGACCUCAGAUUGGUAGUCACCUCUCCAGUUGACAGACAGGCAAUGAUAUCAUUUUAUAUUGACAACAUAGCAAGAGUAGAAUUAGAACAAUAUCACUAUAUGUAUUGAACUUGGUAUAGACAUCAGUAAAAACCAAAAAAGAGAGUCUUAUUAUAAAAUGGCCAAAGUGUGGGAAUGGUUAAGGGUAUUAUUUCAUGUGAAUCACUGGGUGUCUGGGACUUCAGUAAUUCCUUGUAAUUCAAAUAAGGGGGAAUAACACGAUACUGUCACUUCCUUUGAAAACCGAGUGAAAUGAUUGUUAGUUUAUCAGAACUGGUUGAGCGUUUCAUGUAAGGGGCAGCCAAACACCGAGUACUUGUUCUGUAUUUUUCUUUAAUAAAAUGAUAGUUUAAUAAACGACAUCAACACUGCAAAAAAA
Molecule: messenger RNA, 3383 nt
Organism: Silurus meridionalis
Lineage: Eukaryota; Metazoa; Chordata; Actinopteri; Siluriformes; Siluridae
Gene: nfkbid
Product: NF-kappa-B inhibitor delta
Exons: 12
Coding region: 765-2327 (520 amino acids)
Biological process (GO): regulation of gene expression
Cellular component (GO): nucleus
Molecular function (GO): protein binding
Source: RefSeq, a predicted model, not a curated record